AUGGAUCAUACUAACCCCGUUUACCUGUCUCAUCCGCAAUCCGAAAAGGACUUUCUGGCUCAAUACUACGCCAGGCUCUCCUUAGCGGACACGGGUGCUGUGACAAGGGCAGUAUUCUGGGCUUGGAACAGUAGUUCAAUUCAGCUGAUAAACUACUUUGGUCUCGAAGGCCUUGUUGAUCCUCUCAACCUCCAGGGGAAGGCUGGGCUUCAAGGCCUUCUUAUGCCAAAGGGAAACGCGCCGUCAGCAGUUCUGGGAUUGGCUCGUUUAGCCUGGUGGCGUUGCGGGGGUUCGGGCUCUGCUGAGCCUUGCGACCCUAACCCCUGGACUGUGGGCAAUGUCCGUGUGACAGGUGCGGACAAAAGAUCUCCCAUUCCUGCAACUGCCCCUUCCACUGUCACGGUUACACCUGAAGCGCCAGCCCAGCAAUCCCAGAUUAUUACAGAGACCACGGGCACGGGAGCCAUAGGCCUCACCAUAACCACGGUUACGGGCAUCCCGGGCACAUCCACGCGCACCAUAACCGGACCGGACGGAACCGUCCUUAUCCCACCUCCUAUCCCCGCCCACCCCGGCUGUGAACUCUCUCCGCAAAUGGCCAAAGCGAUGAAAGAUUAUGCGAUCGAGCAUUGUUGCGACUGCAUGAAGGCCAAGAAUCUGCUCAGAGACAAGAUCAUGGCAAAGGUCCUCGAGAACACUCAGGAGAAGCUUAUGGAAUUGUUGCAAAAUGAACUUGAUCGGAUGAGCAGCGAGGAGGAGGAUGAUGAUCUCGACCUUAACUCCGACAUGGAGGAAGGUGACUGGACCUUGGAGGGUUAA
Messenger RNA from Neurospora tetraspora, 819 nucleotides. RefSeq lists its product as uncharacterized. The transcript has 4 exons. The coding region runs from base 1 to 819 and encodes 272 amino acids. The record is from RefSeq and is a predicted model, not a curated record. NCBI's taxonomy places the organism in Eukaryota, Fungi, Ascomycota, Sordariomycetes, Sordariales, Sordariaceae.